This is a messenger RNA of Syngnathoides biaculeatus (alligator pipefish), 2361 nucleotides long. It is a transcript of the gene uck2b, whose product is annotated as uridine-cytidine kinase 2b. The record is from RefSeq and is a predicted model, not a curated record. Lineage: Eukaryota; Metazoa; Chordata; Actinopteri; Syngnathiformes; Syngnathidae. Gene Ontology annotation, cellular component: cytosol; cytoplasm. The transcript is spliced from 7 exons. Gene Ontology annotation, molecular function: ATP binding; kinase activity. The coding region runs from base 631 to 1413 and encodes 260 amino acids.
UUUUUAAAUUUUAGCCUUGUUAGCUCCCAGGCUAAAUUCCGCCACACGGCGCUAGCAUAGCUUGAUAUUGAAGACAAUGGACAGUGCUAGCAUUACCCGGUCUGCCUCGUUUGUAAACUGUUCCAAGCAAUUUUGGGGGAUCGUAUAAAAUGUGAAUUUGACAUAAAGCAAAAGGGCAUAGUGUGCCACAAAAUAAUAAAAUAGGUGUUCGUAUUUUUUUUUUUCGAUAAACUUCUGACCCACAUUCGACAGCUGUGCUAAAGAUUUCCUUUUGCCGACCCGUUCAGGGCUUUGUUCAGAUCAAAGUUUCACGUAUCGUAUUUUGGAUUUUAUUGACAGAAUCUGAUCCAACGCGUCUUAACUCCGGAUGGUUAAUUUUAAUCCGACUCGUAAAACGUGCGUUGAAUUAUUAAAAAGACCUGAAUAGAUUUGCAGUUGGGUUGCUUUUCUUUUAAGGUAAACAAGGAAGGAAAUGACUAGCAGAUCUGGUGUUAAAAGGCAUUAAAUAAGGCUGCAAUACGUCUUUAAAAUAGCUGUAGUAUAUGCGAAAAAUGUUUAAACGAGCUAAAAAUCAAUGGCUCAGUCCUCCGAUAAAUUAAAUAUAGUGACGGAAAAUUUCACUGAAAUGUAAUGAUCACCCAGGAGAGAACCUGUCAUCACCUGUCAUUGCAUUUGGGAAACGAGAUUGCUGAUUCCUGUUUACCUGCAGAAAUGAUAGAAAUAAAACAGUCGUCGGUUUGUGAAAAGAUAAUGGAGCUGCUGGGCCAGAACAAGAUUGACCACCACCAGAGGCAGGUGGCCAUCCUCAGCCAGGACAGCUUUUACAAGGUGCUGACCCCCGAGCAGAAAGCCAAGGCACUCAAGGGCCAGUUCAACUUUGACCAUCCAGAUGCCUUCGACAAUGACCUGAUCAUGCAAACGCUCAGGGAGAUCCUGCAAGGGAAAACUGUCCAGAUUCCAGUUUAUGACUUUGUCACUCAUUCCAGGAAGGACGAGUUUGUCACAGUGUAUCCAGCAGACGUUGUCCUCUUCGAGGGCAUCUUGAUGUUCUACUCGCAGGAGAUCCGUGACCUGUUCCAGAUGAAGCUGUUUGUCGACACCGACCCGGACACGCGUCUCUCCCGGAGAGUUUUGCGGGAUAUCGGCGAGCGCGGGCGGGAGCUGGAGCAAGUCCUGACGCAGUACAUCACUUUUGUCAAACCGGCCUUCGAGGAGUUCUGCCUGCCGACAAAGAAGUACGCCGACGUGAUCAUACCCCGGGGAGCCGAUAACCUCGUGGCCAUCAACUUGAUAGUCCAGCACAUCCAAGACAUCCUCAACGGCGGCCUAAGCAAGCGCCACAACGGCUGCGCCAACGGUCACGGCCCGACGCGGCAACGGCGGACGUCCGAAUCCAGCAGCCGGCCGCAUUGACCUCGCCGCGCCUCUCCUCCCCCGGGGGCGGAAGAGGGGUGAGGGGGGGGGGGGACGGCGCUGUAAAUAAUGCCUGUUGAAAAUGAGCGUGGGGGGGGGGUGGAUAAAAAAAGGAAAGGAUUUGCAUCACACCUUUUUAUGACUAUGACUACUCCUUGCUAUUAGUUGCAUUCAUUGUCAUUGUUACAUUUUGUGAAUUUACAUUUUUCAGGAGGUUGAAAAAGAAGCUCUUAUCCUGAUCCUGAUGAUGACGUUGGGUUUCUAUGGACCCACAUUAAUUUUUUUCUUGCAAGUAUCACUUUUGGUUUCAAUGUAUCCCCCCGUGGCUUCAUGAAAGUUCAUGCUGAUGAUGAAUAAAAAGGGGGAUUUUUUUUUUGAGAGGGGGAGGAUGUCUGAUGACACUUGAAACCCAAAUAAGUCUGGUCGUCUGUUAAAUGGAUGAAAUCCAGAUGAGGAUGUGGACUCCAAGAAACAAACAAAAGUUGAACAAACUCAGAUUGCACUUUCUAUUUGUCUGACAAUCUUGGUAUUGUUUCCUUCUGCUUUUCAGUGUUCUGUCUCGUGAAGUGUGAUGUGCAAAAAAACUACAGCAUCUGUUUACUCUGCCAUGUGCAGCAAAAAAAAAAAAGCAAACAUGAAAUGCCAAGCUUAUAUCUUGCCAAGUUUGCCAAUAACUUGCUAUGCUACAUAAUUGGACUGUGAUUGGCUUAUAUGACAUAAAACCCGAGUUGGAAUUGCAAAUUUUUUUUAAUUUUUUGGGUAACAAUGAAGUACGGCAUAUGCAAACUACUCAGGUGGGUGAAAGGAUCAUUGAUGCCACAGCGAUGCACCGCAAUGCCUCCCAAGAAGUUGCCUCAGGUUAACGUGCACAGCAAGAAUACACGCCAGUUGCCAGUUCGACUCCCGGUUACAGUAUAAUAGCUUUGAAACAUUUCUAUUCCCUGUUGU